UCAUCCGAGAGGGACAAACAGCAGCCGGCUGUAUCCCACAGACAGGACAUGGGCCAGUCCAGAUCCGCUGACAAGUCAAACAGCCGUGAACUUUGAAGCCAAGGCGCCUCCUCUUCCUGCAGCUCCGAGUCUUUCAGCUUCUCUUUCUUUCUUUCUUUUUUUUUUUUUUUUAAAGCAGCGAGGUGACUUUGUGGAGGGCUCUAGGGGUGGGCAGCAUCUGAACUUCUCCAGAGUGAAUGUCCUCUCGGAGCAAAGUGCAAGGUCCCAUCAGAUCAGAUAUGGUCCGUGAAGAGCUCUAGCUGCCGCCGAUCGCUCUCUCUCUCCUAUAUGCGCCUUUUUACUGACUUGUUUUUAAAGUUAAUAAUUAAAAAAUUGCACCAAAUAUGUCGUGCCUUUUAUUAGGAGUCAUACGGAGGCCGGGCGCGGUUGGGACAAGUGUUGGGGUUCGAUCGCUCGCCUCUAUCCCCUCAUUACCGUCUGCGGUGGCUGACUUUGUGAAGGGAGCAGUGGAUGAGUGUAAACCUGCCAACGUCCACGUGGUAACGGGGACUCCGGAGGAAACGGCCAACAUCCUGGCCUGUCUGGAGAGGGACGGCAUGGUCAAGAAGCUUCCCAAGUAUCAGAACUGCUGGCUGGCCCGCACAGACCCGAAAGAUGUGGCCCGGGUAGAGAGCAAGACUGUGAUUGUAACCAAGAACCAGAGAGACACCAUCCCUAUUCCUGCUGCAGGGGGGAAAAGCCAGCUGGGAAACUGGAUGAGCGAGUCCGACUGGCAGAGAGCCAGACAGGAGCGCUUCCCAGGCUGCAUGGCAGGUCGGACCAUGUAUGUGAUCCCCUUCAGUAUGGGGCCUGUAGGCUCCACGCUGAGUAAAUAUGGUGUACAGGUGACGGACUCUCCGUAUGUUGUGGCCAGUAUGGGCAUCAUGACCCGUAUGGGCUCGCCUGUUCUACAGAAGCUGUCUGAGGGGGAGGAGUUUGUUCGCUGUCAGCACUCUGUGGGACAGCCGUUCCCUCUCAAAGCUCCUCUGGUCAACUCCUGGCCCUGCAACCCUGAGAAGGUCCUGAUAUCUCACCUGCCGGACACCAGGCAGAUUUUGUCCUUCGGCAGCGGUUAUGGAGGAAACUCUCUCCUCGGGAAGAAGUGCUUUGCCCUCAGAAUUGCCUCUCGAAUCGCCAAAGAUGAAGGCUGGCUGGCUGAGCACAUGUUGAUACUGGGAAUCACCAACCCUCAGGGUGUAAAGCGUUACGUAGCGGCAGCUUUCCCCAGCGCCUGCGGUAAAACUAACCUGGCCAUGAUGAAACCGUCUCUACCCGGCUGGAAGGUGGAGUGUGUGGGUGACGACAUCGCCUGGAUGAAGUUUGACAGCCAAGGUAAACUCCGGGCCAUCAACCCAGAGAAUGGGUUCUUCGGCGUGGCGCCAGGCACCUCGGACAAAACCAACCCCUACGCCAUGGCCACCAUCUCUAAAAACACAGUGUUCACUAAUGUUGGUGAGACGAGCGAUGGGGGAGUGUGGUGGGAGGGUCUGGACCCCCCUGGUGCCGGGGUUACGCUCACAGACUGGCAUGGCAAAGCCUGGAAGCCAGGAAGUUCAACACCUUGUGCCCACCCAAACUCACGCUUCUGUGCCCCGGCGGCUCAGUGUCCCAUCAUCGACCCCCACUGGGAGAGCGAGGAGGGCGUUCCCAUUGACGCCAUCAUCUUUGGAGGCAGGAGGCCUGAAGGAGUCCCUCUGGUUUAUGAGUCCUUCAACUGGCAGCACGGAGUUUUUGUUGGAGCAGCAAUGAGAUCUGAGGCCACGGCAGCUGCUGAGCAUAAAGGUAAGGUGAUCAUGCAUGACCCCUUCGCCAUGCGGCCGUUCUUCGGCUACAACUUCGGCGACUAUCUCGCUCACUGGCUGAGCAUGCAGAAGAGAAAAGCCCCCACCCACCUUCCCAGGAUCUUCCACGUCAACUGGUUCAGAAAGGACCCCUCAUCCGGGGCCUUCCUCUGGCCCGGCUUUGGCGAAAACUCCCGCGUGCUGGAGUGGAUCUUCAAGCGCUGCGGGAGAGAGAGGGAGGACGAGGCGGCCAAGAAGAGCAUCAUCGGCUGGGUGCCGGAGGACGGAGCCAUCAACACCAACGGUCUGGGCGGCAGCGUCAACAUGGGGGCGCUGUUCGACGUGCCCAAACCGUUCUGGCAGAAGGAGGUCAAGGAGCUGAGAGCCUACUUCACUCAGCAGGUUGGAGCUGAUCUGCCUGCUCAGGUGGAGGCGGAGCUUAAGGCUCUGGAAGACAGGGUCCACAAGUAAACAGCUGAUGAGGGGAAGGGAGGAAACGGGAUCAGAGCUACCGACUGGGUUUAUAUACACAAAGAAUUCUUCCUGACUUACAUCAUUUAUCAAUCAGUCUGUGAAUUUCUUUGUGUGUGAAAACACAUUCAGGGGUUCCUGUUCGUAUGAAGAUACAUCUAAAGCUACACAUCGGACAUCAGAUCACACUAAAGCUGUAGAAACGAGGUUUGAACCAACAGGAAGCAUAGAUUUCUAAGGGGAAGGCUACAACUGCUACCUCCAUCCUCACACAGUCAGUCUGACCCUUUAGUGCCUUAGAGAUGUCUGACCACCCUGUGUCUGCUUGUGUUUACGGGCUGAAAAACCAAAGAGAACUUCGAUUACUGCAGCAGGAACAUUUUUACUCAAUAAAAACCUUUUAAAAACUAUUAUUUCAUUAAGAUUUGACCAAACUUUUAUCGGGAAAGCGCUGACCGUUUGUUUUUGGGGCCAGAGACGACUUAGCGUCAGUCCCUUCUGUAGCGGUUGUGAUGAAACUCGUGAUUUCUGCUGAUGUGUACACACGACACGGGAAUGGCCGGACCAACCCAGAUUAUCAGGGGUUAUAAAAGCUUUUAUCUCGGAGCAAUGGAGAAAUGUCUUCAGGUGUGGAAACAUUAACUCGUAUGUUUUUAUUGUGACUUGAAUAAAAGGUGGUCAGUGUCUUCUCAGA
Messenger RNA from Nothobranchius furzeri (turquoise killifish), 2985 nucleotides. It is a transcript of the gene pck2, whose product is annotated as phosphoenolpyruvate carboxykinase 2 (mitochondrial). Gene Ontology annotation, biological process: response to starvation; gluconeogenesis; cellular response to glucose stimulus. The record is from RefSeq and is a predicted model, not a curated record. Lineage: Eukaryota; Metazoa; Chordata; Actinopteri; Cyprinodontiformes; Nothobranchiidae. Gene Ontology annotation, cellular component: cytosol. Gene Ontology annotation, molecular function: phosphoenolpyruvate carboxykinase (GTP) activity; manganese ion binding; GTP binding.